Cajanus cajan (pigeon pea) is the source of this 783-nucleotide messenger RNA. Lineage: Eukaryota; Viridiplantae; Streptophyta; Magnoliopsida; Fabales; Fabaceae. The record is from RefSeq and is a predicted model, not a curated record.
AUGAGUUUAUGUGAAGUAUUACGCAAAACCAACUGCUUGAUGUAUGCUAUGCACAGAACCAACCAAGAAGAGAACUGGAACUUGGCAUAUGGCACUGGACCUGUGUUUCCCUUUGAAUUCGAUGCAUCUAAGGUUGGCAUAGACACCUCAUCCCGGGAGGCAUACCAGCCACUAGUUAUAGAUGCAUGGCCGUUUUCCACUUAUCCUUUUAUAGUUCAGUGUUGUGGAUAUAAAAUUCAAACAUGCCUGGUCCUGGACAUAUUUUGCAGCACAAGUGGUGUGGACAUGCCAGGUGCUGACUACCAAAUCACCAAGUUGUUGGGUCUUAGGCCAUAUGUGAAGCGUUACACGAUGUACCAACAAGGUUGUUUCGCUGGUGGCACGGUUCUACGUUUGGCAAAAGACUUAGCUGAGAACAAUAAGGGUGCGCGUGUGUUGGUAGUUUGUUCUGAGAUCACUGCAGUCACUUUUCGUGGCCCAACUGACACUCAUCUUGACAGUCUUGUGGGUCAAGCAUUGUUUGGAGAUGGUGCAACUGUUGUUAUUGUUGACUCAGACCAUUUUCCUGUUGAGAAGCCUUUGUUUGAAUUGGUGUGCACUGCACAAACAAUCCUCCCAGACACUGAACGAGCCAUUGAUGGCCACCUUCGUGAAGUUGGACUCACUUUUCAUCUUCUCAAGGUUGUUCCUAGGCUCAUUUCAAAGAACAUUGAGAAGGCUUUGGUUGAAGUCUUUCAACUAGUGACGGAUCUAGGAAUUCUAAGUAGUGGGGGCAAUAUUUAA